Spea bombifrons (plains spadefoot toad) is the source of this 1544-nucleotide messenger RNA. It is a transcript of the gene ANKRD53, whose product is annotated as ankyrin repeat domain 53. NCBI's taxonomy places the organism in Eukaryota, Metazoa, Chordata, Amphibia, Anura, Pelobatidae. The transcript is spliced from 6 exons. Gene Ontology annotation, cellular component: spindle pole. Gene Ontology annotation, biological process: positive regulation of microtubule polymerization; regulation of mitotic spindle organization; mitotic metaphase chromosome alignment. Gene Ontology annotation, molecular function: protein binding. The coding region runs from base 83 to 1408 and encodes 441 amino acids. The record is from RefSeq and is a predicted model, not a curated record.
GCUCUGCAUACCUAGACCUGUGACACGCGUGACGGAUCCGUGAUCGGAAGCGGUGACAGGACGUUGGCGUCCUCUCUCUGUGAUGUCUGGCUCUUCCAGCCACAAGGCCCCGGUGCGGCCCGCGCUGGACAACCUCACCUCAGACCAGCUGAUGGCUGCCACUCUUGGGAACGUCGACUGGCUUAAACUCAGCUUGGCAAACGCCGGCUCCGAACUCAAAGCAGACAGAUAUGGUUUCACGGCAGUCCAUACGGCUGCCCGCCAAGCCAAGCUCCAGUGUCUAAAGCUACUAGCCGAGCGUUACAACGUGAACCUUAACCUUCCGACGCGUUUGGGCCGGAGUCCUCUCCACCUGACUUUAAACCAGAAGAACGGCUCUCGAGCGCUGGACUGCGUGCGGUUCUUGAUAGGCCGCGGAGCUGACGUUAAUGCGAAAGACAGGAAUGGAGUAACACCUCUUCAUCUGGCCGCACGCGAGGGGCUGCAGGAGUGUCUCGUGACGUUGGUGGAGGCUGGAGGAGACGUCUAUGCCAAGGACACAAAGGGCCUAAAACCAAUCGAUUUGUGCAAAAUCCAUUGUCAUCGCGACUGUGCCAGGUACCUGAAAAGCGUCAUGUGGAAGAAGGAGAAGGAAAGUUACGCACGCGACGUGAAGAAGAUGGACAGACUCGUAAACAACAUUUAUGAAACAGAGCAGGAAACGCGAUUAAAUAUGAAGAAGCGAGAGGAGUUACUUCGUCAAUCCAAUUUCUCUCAAUGGAUCGACGCAAAGGGCUUCCCGGAAACAAUACGACAAAAGUAUGGAUGCAGAGAAAGGGAUUUAUCGGAGUCAAAGCCUCUUCGCUGUUGCCAUUCAAAGUCGUCUGAUGGAUACAAAGAUAGCGACGCUAAAUCCUCAAAGGGCGAGAAACUCCAUUUACAAAAGGGAGACAAGACAAAAACACCGGGUUCCUCUACGCGGUUCCAGAGUCGGAGGUCUGGAACGCUGAGCUGUAACUGGAACCGAAGCGUCAACCCAUCAAUGCCACCAGCGACCAGCAUCUCGAGACGUCCCACUCUCAGAUUGGGCGCCGAGCCAGAAGAACCCAUCAGAGAGGACUUCAGCGCCUACGUAUCCAUCAUAAAAGACAGCGGUGGGAACCGAAAGAUCCGCACAGCUUCGGGAAGGGUCGCCACGCCACCCUCGAGUCUGCCGUACGAGGUCAUCGAGAGGAAGCUUUUUCCAGGCACCGUUCCUCGGGGGAGGAUCCGUAUGCCUCAGGAAUUCAAGUCCACCCAUGUCUUUGAACUGCCCAAAAAGCAUCAGCCGGCCUGCGGGCCGCACAACCAGCCGGAAAUCGAGUUUCACCUGCGACAGACAUACGACUCCCAGUUUAAGAAGAUGGCUAAAGAACGGGGGCGUUUAUAGGAAAUAAGUGUUUUAUAUAGAUAUAUAUAAUCAAUAAUCAAACUGCCCGGGGCACAGGAGGAGAACCUGAUUUAUUUUAUUUUUUGAGCGCUGUCAGGCGGGAUUGCGGCAGCGAUUUCGUUAAAUAAAAUUUCCU